Molecule: messenger RNA, 3142 nt
Organism: Danio rerio (zebrafish)
Lineage: Eukaryota; Metazoa; Chordata; Actinopteri; Cypriniformes; Danionidae
Source: RefSeq, a predicted model, not a curated record
UUCGGCAACUCUGUGAAAGUGCAGUGAUGUGGCCUGUGCUCACAUAGAGGUCUGUUACCCUGCAGUGAGCAUUUGUAGAUGAUGGGGAGUGUUCAGCUUUCAUAUUUCCGACUUUUAAAUCUUUUUAUAGCUGCUUUAUUGGAAUGCGGAGCUCAAAGACCCUGUGAACAGCCUCAUCAGUUGAACAUAAGCCGUGUUCAGCGUGACAGCAUGUCCAUUUCUUGUUUAACCACAACCCACCUGCUGGAAACUCUAACAGUGAAACUACGCAAGAAUAACCCAGUUAAAGACAUCUUGAUCUCUCCAGCAUCAGAGCACCAGAAAUGGUCUGUGAGUAAACAUGCUGGUAAUAUUAGACUUAAUCUGAAAGACAUCCAACAAACAGAUGAAGGCCUUUAUGACUGUGAGGUCUACAAAGAUCAAGACUGCCUCAACGCAACUCGAUUUACCCUGACAGUCAAAGACUGUACAAAAAUGAAGUCUGUCACUGCAGUAUCAGGCUCUGCAGUGCUGCUGCCAUGCUCUGAACAUCCUCAACGAAACACAACUGAUAAAGUCACUUGGAAAGUCAUUGAAGGUCACCGGUCAACAGAUAUAACACAAUAUCGCUCAUCAUCCACAACCUCAAACAGCACAGAGAAACUCUCGAACCCUCUGUUUGAGAGAGCGAAACAACUAGAGAAUGGUUCUCUGGUUAUUAGAGAUUCAGUAAAGGCUGAUGAUCUGUGGUAUCGAUGCAGAGUGAAUGACACAACCUGCUAUGAAGUGAAGCUGGUAAUCAAAGUUCCAGGUCUUGUUACAGCUAAAUCCACAACACUGUUUACCACAGUCACUCCUAAAAUUCCUGCUGGCCAUAGCAGGGGCAACACUGACACAACAGCAAACAAUCUGACAGCAGUAGUGAUGUCCACAGUGGUGUCUCUGCUUACCAUCAUAUCACUGAUCAUCUGUGUCAUUGUUUAUUUCAAAAAACGAAAGCACAUAAACAACAGCCACACAGAGCUCAACCGCCCGUUAUCUGUAUAUUAUUCAUAUGUUGCAGAAGGGUAUGAUGUCCCGUUGUAUUCUUUAGUUGAACAGACCUCAGCAUCCAUGUCGACCUUUGACACCAGACCAUCGGAAGCCCUUGCAUAUGAACCAUAUGCCAAAUGUGAAGAUUAUCAAUUCAGAAAUGAAUAAUGGUUGUUUUAAUGUUUCUGACAUUAACAUCUCCGAGUAUGUCCCAAUUUAGCAAUUAUAAGGCAUCUUCUAUCAAAAGGGAAAAUUUAUUAUAAGCAUAUAACUCUUGGUAAUGCUGUUAUGAUUUCAUUCUUUUUAAUGCCGUAAUGUAAAACUAAUAAUAUGUUGUCAUAAGUUCUUUCAAGCCAAACUUAAAAUAGUAAAAAUAGUGAUUUUUAUUAUACCAGUCAUGCAGUGAUUUGUUUUGUGAGAGACAGUCAUAGCAUGACACAGACUGAUGAUCUGAUAACUGAGAUCUGAUGUAAGAACUAAACAGUUGGAAACAGAAGUUUUAGAUUCAUGUAGCACCUGGUUUAGCAAAGUUAAAAGCAUUAAAUGUGAAAGGAAAUACACAAUAGGCGGGGGUUGGGCUUCCAGAAAAGCUUAUUGUGGUUUUUAAGUUAUCCAUCAGUGUCAUGUUUGCAUUGCUUAUUUAUCUAAUUCUUAACCUGUUGAUAUUAUUAUCAUCAUUCAAGUGAAACCAUCUUUUGGUGCACUGCUAGAACCACCUUUAUAUGACAUACAAAAGCAGACUAUUAACCGCUGAGCCUUUUAUGUCUUUUAUAAAGAGGAGUCAAAAUCCACACCCUUGACACAUACUGCGUAUAGUAUCACUGAUCCAUCCCAAUCUGUGGAAAAAUAUUGCUUAAUAUCAACUGUCAUAAGGCAUGUACAAAUUGUUGAAACUAUUUUUAAAAUCAAGGGUAGGGUUUCUCAGAGUAAUGCCAAAGGCUAUUUUUCAUGAAAGACUGAUUAUUUCUACUAAGUAUAAUUUACCAAAUAACCAAUUUACAUUUAAAUACAAUUUAAAGCCAUGGACAGAAGACCUUAGAGCAGGGGUGCCCAAACUUUUUCUUAUGAAGGGCCAAAAUCCAAGCUUGAUUGAGAGCUGUCGGCCAAAAGUAUAGCAACUGUAUUACAUUUGUAUUACAUUAAAGUUGCCAUGUGUAAUUUCCUGAUGUAUAUUAUAAUAUUUAUAAAUAAAUAGAAACAAUUACUUCAACCGUAUUUACUGAUGCAUUAUAUAUUUUUUUGAAACUGUAUAUUAUUUUAGCAAACUUAUUACAAUAAAACCAAAAAAAAAAUCUAUAUAUAAAACAAUAGAGUUCAAUGUGGAAUACACUAGUCAUGCUGAAUUUGCCUUUGCCUUGAUUUGCACGUGGAUGUUUUCUACUUUUUCUCUCAUUUAAAUUAUGUAACUUUUGAAAAAAAUCUGAUUCAUUUACAACAUGUAAUUGAAACAUUUCAUUUCAGUUAGUGUUUUUGUAGCUCAAAAGUAAAACAAAUAAACAAAAGGUUACAUUAAAAUAGAAAUGAGAAUUUCUGUUAAAGUCAUUAGUCAACCUUUCCCAAUCAUUUUCCCUCUGGCGGGCCUAAUCAAAUGAUACUAUAUAUUAUAAAGGGCCAACUUUGACCCGCAGGCCCUAGUUUGAGCAUCUCUUUCUUGGAGGCAUUACGGGCACAAUUGAAACUGCUAUAAACAAACUUUGUUGCCUUUUUCUGUUACAAUUAUAUUGCACUAAGUGUUUUGGGGGGAUUAUCAAGCUUUUUUUUAUGUUUAAUUUAACAGUAUUAAAAUGCUUGGGCUUAAGGAUUUGAAACUAAGAUCCUUUUUAUUAUUUAAUGGUGAUAUUUCUAUAAAUAACUACUAUUUUAUUUAUAAAUUGUUUAUAAAUCUAGCAGUGAUCACAUUUAAAAGUCAUUUUCUAAAGCCAGAAGAGUUAAUACUUGAAAGUAUGACAACAUUUUAUUGAUUUAUAGAAGAUUUCAUUGCGGUUAAAGGAGCAAACUUGAUAACAUGGGUGUGAUGCCUUUAUAUGUACACAUUCGUUUUUGUGGAAUGACGUUUGUAUUUGUUUGUUUUUUUCGCCACUAAUGUUUUGUAAUAUGUGUACUAACAAAGUAAAAACAAAGAGAAACUCUA